Musa acuminata subsp. malaccensis (wild Malaysian banana) is the source of this 2038-nucleotide messenger RNA. RefSeq names its product ERAD-associated E3 ubiquitin-protein ligase HRD1. NCBI's taxonomy places the organism in Eukaryota, Viridiplantae, Streptophyta, Magnoliopsida, Zingiberales, Musaceae. The record is from RefSeq and is a predicted model, not a curated record.
AUGCGUCGCUCGGAUCCCUGCGACCGCUCUCGUUUCCCAUCGGUCGUCAGCCCUAUCCAUCCUUCGCCUUCUUUGCGAGCGAUGGUCUAGUGUUCUUCGUUGAAUUUAUACCCUUGGUUCUAUUCAGUUGUUCGGAUCCGCAUAUUUAAUCGCUCUCUUCUUGGAAAAUGAUGAGGCUCGAAACUUAUGCUGGAUUUAGUUUCUUGGCUACCAUUAGCGCGAUCUACUAUGCAUUUAGCAGCAGAGGGCAGUUCUAUCCUGCCCUGGUCUACCUCUCCACCUCGAAGAUAUGCUUUGUGCUUCUUUUGAACAUGUGCCUGGUCAUCAUGUGCAUAAUGUGGCAGUUGGUCAAGCGUUUGUUUCUUGGCUCUCUCAGAGAAGCAGAAGUCGAAAGGCUCAAUGAACAAUCAUGGAGGGAGGUCAUGGAUAUACUAUUUGCAAUCACCAUAUUCCGGCAAGACUUUUCUGUUACUUUCCUAGCGAUGGUUACAGCUCUUCUCUUGAUCAAAGCCUUGCAUUGGUUGGCCCAGAAGAGAGUCGAAUAUAUUGAGACAACGCCCUCUGUUUCUCCGCUGUCCCAUAUGCGGAUAGUUUCGUUCAUGAUUUUCCUCUUAAUCCUCGACUGUCUUUUCUUGUACAAUUCUUUGAGGUCUCUGAUUCAAACUCGGCAAGCAUCCGUCGCACUCUUCUUUUCAUUUGAAUACACAAUCCUAGCGACAACAACCGUAUCUACAUUUGUGAAGUAUAUUUUCUAUGUAAGUGACAUGCUUAUGGAAGGCCAAUGGGAGAGAAAGGCUGUUUAUACAUUUUAUCUCGAGCUUGUACGGGACCUUCUUCACCUGUCUUUAUACAUAUUUUUCUUCCUAGUCAUCUUUCUGAGUUAUGGUAUUCCAUUGCACUUGAUCCGUGAGCUGUAUGAGACAUUUCGCAGUUUCAGAAUGCGUGUUGCUGAUUAUGUUCGUUAUCGCAAAAUUACAUCAAAUAUGAAUGAGCGUUUCCCUGAUGCAACACAAGAAGAACUUAAUGCAACUGAUGCAACAUGCAUUAUAUGUCGUGAGGAGAUGGUUACAGCCAAGAAAUUGCUAUGUGGACAUCUUUUCCAUGUGCAUUGUCUAAGGUCAUGGCUAGAGCGACAACAUACUUGCCCUACUUGCCGAGCUUUGGUUGUCCCUCCUGAAAAUGGGCAAGUUGGAUCAGCUAGGCAUCAUGGAACUCCAUCAGAAUCUAAUCAACCUGUUGGAUCAGCAACGGAAGGCACAUCAUCACAAGGUCCCAGUGAUGGUGCAGGAGGUGCUAAUCUAAGCCGGCAUCAGGCAAGGCUUCAAGCUGCUGCCAUGGCUGCUUCCUUAUAUGAGAAAUCAUUUAGUUAUCUUCCAGCAAGUUCCUUCUGGCCUUCAGGUUAUGCAUCAAAUCACAUGGAAAAUCCUCAUUUGGAGGCAUUUAGUGGGGUGAUGAAACAGCCUACCGGAGAAGCAGUGGCUUCUGGGCCAUCGCUGCAAUUCAACACACAUCCUAGAUCUAUUCCUUUUCUGGCUUCUGAUUCCAGCAUUGCCUCCAGCCAGACAUCCUCCAGCAAUCAAGAUGUGCAGCUUUCGCUAUUGAAGGCACAUGAAGAUGUUAUCCGUAGCCAGAUUCAGUUUCUACAGACACAGUUGCAGGCUUUAGAGCAGCAGGCGGCAUACCAGUCUGAGACGUCAUCCGGAGAUGUAGUUCCUGCCGUCGCUGAUCUAAAGGGAAAAUCGGUCAUCACAUCUGAUGCUGCCACAUCUAAACCUGAUGGUGCUCAUCAAGAGGAGUCUGAAAAAGUUUAAGACCUAUCAAGACUCUGUAGGUCAAGAAAGGGGUGAGGGUGAAAUUUCACAAUGUUCAUUCACUAAUUGUACGAUACUCAGCAUUUACCAGAUGAUAGAUAAGUACAUCUGAACUGUGUUGUGCAUGACUAGCUUCGCUGGUUUUGGUGCUUUCUGUAACCAAAAUUUGUUGAUAAUGCCCAAUGCUAAUAGUUGCUCCUCUCGGUUAAGCCGAUUUAAUCACUGCA